CGAUCAGUCCAUGUGCUUUACGAAUGAAAAUCACGACAAUUCUAAAGUAUUUAGUUAAGGAAUACUGUGAAAAGCUUCAUUUGAAGUUAUCUUUGUUCCGCUGUGAGCGGUAUCUUUGCUCCUGGUGCUUGGGUAGUAAAACUUCGACAUGACUUCUUCAAAACAAUUCAGAAGUGACGAUACUAUUAAUGCUACCCUUGAAUACUGUUCGGUCGCAUGUAAUAACACGCCUGGUUGUCUGUGUUGGAGCUAUCCGAGUUCAGGGAUACGGGAUGACUUUGGAGAGGCUACUGUGUUCUACAGUGCGUGUAACGCUCUUAUCGAGUAUGAUUUUGAGUUUGCAGGUGGCCGAGGUUCAACGAAACGUGUCAUUUCAGGACACACGGGAAAGAUCACCUCCGUCAGCUGUUCUUCAGAUAAUUGUGUUCUUACAUGUUCAAGGGAUGGAUCGUGUAGACUGUGGAAACAUGGGUCGUUAGUAGCCAAGAUGAAAGCGGACUCGGCACUUAUGUGUGGUGAUGUCGCUUUCCGAAAGAAUGGUUCACAUUGGGUCGCGGCGGGCUCUACCGACGACACUGUACGUGUCUGGAACAUUGGAACUGGAUCACUUCCUCGUCAGAUAUGCAGUGUACGACGUGGUCGGGACACCCCCCUUUGUGUUCGCCUUCAUGCCGGUCCAGUUCGUGAUACUCUUUUACUUUUCGUAGCAUGGACGUCUUGUGAGUUGCAAGUCCUUGAACUAGUGGAAGCAAGUGGAGAUCAAAGCGAAUAUUUCAGUGAGGUGUGUGUCCUUACUGGGCACGAGGACUGGAUACGGGGCAUUGAUGUGCGUCCAGUUAUCCGAGAGCGGCACACACAGAGUACUAUUGACGAACUUCUCGUAGCUUCGUGCGGGCAAGACUCGCUUAUUCGAGUAUGGAGACUUGGGCCUUUCCGAGAUCUUGAAGACGAAGAAACGACCGUGCCAAGGGCUGAAUUCAAAACUAAUGGUGUGCGUCUGCAAGCGGAAUUAGAAACUGUCCUUGAAGGUCACAGUGGUUGGGUAUACUCUGUACGUUGGGGACCUGGCCAAGACCUGCGUCUUCUAUCUGCGUCCAUUGACAAAUCUUUGAUAGUGUGGUCUCCGGCUGAAGCAGAAAACUGUGACGUUUGGAUAGAACGCUUGCGAGUUGGUGGAGUAGGUGGAAAUAACCUAGGAUUUAUAGGCGCCGUUUGGGACCACACCGGAGACAGAAUCCUUGGGCAUGGGUUCCAUGGAAGCCUGCAUUUGUGGCACAAAAUUGGGGAUCGUGACCAGUGGAAACCAUGCGUUGUCCCGGGUGGACAUUUUCGAGCAGUAACAGGGCUCACGUGGUCUCCUGGCGGUUCAUAUCUGCUGUCCUGCUCAACUGAUCAGACGACAAGGGUACAUGGAAAGUGGCGCAAGCCUGAGGACAAGACGACAGUGUGGCGCGAAUUGGCUAGACCUCAAGUACACGGCCAUGAUCUGUUUUGUAUCGCGGCGCUCUCAGAAACUGCUUUUGUGUCCGGAGCGGAAGAGAAAGUGCUACGAUCUUUCAACGCAACCCGAAAUUUUGUUGCCAAUAUUAACAGAAUCUCUGGUGAGACUUUGGUAAAUGAUGUUGACGUAAAGCUGCUGCCGGAAGGAGCGUCUGUUGCUGCUCUUGGUCUUUCGAACAAAGCCCUUUACGAAUCGGAUAUUAAGUUUCAGGUCACUAACGAGGGCCAAAAUGAUGAUCUUAAAUACAAUCAAGAGGAUUUUUAUUUCCGAACAAUAGAGUUAACCGCACCGCCGCACGAAGAAGAUCUCGCCCAAAACACACUAUGGCAUGAGGUUCGCAAACUCUAUGGACAUGGGUACGAAGUCUUUACAUGUGCAGCAUCGGCGGACGGGUUGCUUGUGGCUUCGUCGUGUAAAGCUCAGUCGGUCAAACAUGCUGCUGUGCUACUCUGGGAUACUAGAUCAUGGAAGGUGAUUCAGCGUUUAGAACACCACCAGCUUACUGUUACUUGCGUGGCGUUUAGUGAUGAUGGCCAACGAAUACUAACGGUUUCUCGGGAUCGCACUUGGGUUUUAUGGGAAAAACCUUUUCAGGGAACCGAUCGUGAGAUUAACUAUGUUAAGGUUGCCUAUGUGGAUAAAAGCUGCAAUAUUCACCAACGUGUUAUUUGGGCAUGCGCUUUUGCUCCCAAAGAGUUCAGUUGUACUGAAAACGGCAAGGGGGGUCUAUUUGGAACCUGCUCAAGAGAUAAAAAAGUGGUUAUUUGGAAACGCGAUCGGGAAUCGGGUGACUAUGCUCAAAAGGACAAAGGAGACAUUAAGGACUGCUUAGCCGACCUUACAGGAGGUUGGCGGCCUUGCCUCAUUUUCUGCGCUGAGGACUCUGCCCGAUCUCUUGCCUUCUCCUCAGCCGCGAUUACAAGCAACGGCAUCAAAAGAUCACUGUUUCUGGCUAUUGGUCUAGAUAAUGGGUUUAUUGAGCUGAGACAACUCGUAUUUAACACGAUAUCCGGCGACCUUGAGAUUGUAAUUCAAGUUGUUCAGUCAGUCGUGCUAAUCUGUAAUACGUUUGAUCGUUGUCUUGGGGUGAAGACAUCGGAAUUUUGCGUAACACUUUGUAGAGGUUCAAUUGUCCUCAAAUGUAUUAUUUGUUAAAUUAUGCGAGUAUGAUGAGAAAACCCGUUAAAAAAAUAUAGCCCCCGCGAUGCCCCCAGCGGGUGCGAAGUCGGAUGUGCAGUGAUAAGUCUAAUUUCCUCUCCAAAUCUCUAUGAGGUCCAUAUUAAACUAUGCAACAAAUCCCCAAAUCAGGUAAAUGCUUUGGCAUUUUCAUUAGUAAAUUUGGCCGACACAAUAAUCUUGUAAAUUUUUAGUACUAUCUGCAGAAAAUAACACAUCUUCUUUUCGCGUGUAUUUAAGCAUUUAAAUUAUUAAAUAUUUAAAUAAUCUAUCUUGUUAUUGGGCGUACUUAUGUUGUGUCACAGCAAGUCAAUUGUAGCAACUUAAAUAUAUGCUGUACUAAUCGACAUGGGCAGCGGUAAUUGAACAAUAGUUGUACACUAUUUAGUAAGAUUCUACCCUUUAUCAGACAUGCAUUUAAAUAAAGGGAAACUGGAUGAUAAAAAUACCGAUUUUCCUUAAUAUCUCAGUUUGGUGAAAGUAUGAAAAUAUGAUCCCAGUUGACGGUACACGGUGUGGUUAUAUGCUAGCGUCGGAAGACCGCGCCAGACCGCUAAAAUUUUGGGCAAAAUAAGAAAUCACGAUAGAUUUACUGAUAACUUCAAACUCUACAUUCAACGGAUAUAGGUUCACGCAAUUCUAAUGGCUCGUACAAAUUAGAAAGGC
This is a messenger RNA of Varroa destructor (honeybee mite), 3343 nucleotides long. RefSeq names its product elongator complex protein 2 (gene Elp2). Gene Ontology annotation, biological process: tRNA wobble uridine modification. Gene Ontology annotation, cellular component: elongator holoenzyme complex. Gene Ontology annotation, molecular function: protein binding. The record is from RefSeq and is a predicted model, not a curated record. Lineage: Eukaryota; Metazoa; Arthropoda; Arachnida; Mesostigmata; Varroidae.